UUAUCUAUGUUUCCUCUGAUUCUUAUUAUUACAACAACAUAGAAUAGAACACAGUACACAGUACACUGUUUCUUGUUUGUGUUCUAAUAAGCUUUUGAAAAAUGCAAUUAGUGUUAGCAAUAGCAUCAUCAUGCAAACUCAAUUCUUCUUCUAAUUCUUGGCCUCUCCAAUACCAAAUCCAACCUCACACAAUUUUGGGUCGCCGCCAGCUCUGCUUCGACGGCAUGUCGUCUGUAGUGUGCUCUAAGUCUCAGUCUCAGUCUCAACCCCACGAUGAUUCCCUCAACUCCAACCAUUUCGUUCCUUCCCAACAACCCAUUUCCAUUCCAAGGAGUGUUAGUAGCCGUUCAAAGAAUUUGGAGAAAGUAGUAUGCAAUAAUAUUCUGGUCACAACUCGGCGGAUGCUGUUUGCAAGUUUAUUUGUGUAUUCCUGUUAUCAUCCUUCAAGGUACUACUUAUCAGCACAAGCUUUAGGGGAUCCAUCUGUGACAAUUGAAGAAGUAACUCCUCCCGUAUUUCCAUCUGGCUCACUCUUCCCUGUUGAGGAAAGAAUUGUCCAACUCUUUGAGAAAAACACAUAUUCUGUUGUCAACAUUUUUGAUGUGACAUUGCGUCCUCAACUUAAUGCUGGUGGGGUUGAGAUUCCUGAAGGAAAUGGUUCGGGUGUAGUUUGGGAUGGACAAGGGCACAUAGUAACAAAUUAUCAUGUAAUUGGUAAUGCCCUUUCUAAAAAUCCAAGCCCUGGCCAGGUUGUUGCACGAGUUAAUAUUCUAGCAUCUGAAGGGGUACAAAAGAAUUUUGAGGGUAAAUUGAUUGGUGCUGACCGUGCAAAGGAUCUUGCUGUCUUGAAGGUGGAAGCCUCUGAAGAUCUGUUAAGGCCAAUUAAGGUGGGGCAGUCAUCUUCUCUGAGAGUGGGGCAGCAGUGUUUAGCAAUUGGGAAUCCAUUCGGUUUUGAUCAUACUCUUACUGUUGGAGUUAUUAGUGGACUGAAUCGAGACAUUUUUAGUCAAACUGGUGUCACAAUUGGUGGUGGAGUUCAAACAGAUGCAGCCAUUAAUCCAGGGAACAGUGGAGGUCCUCUAAUGGAUUCCAAAGGAAAUUUGAUUGGGAUUAAUACUGCAAUAUUUACUCAAACAGGGACAUCUGCUGGUGUAGGCUUUGCCAUCCCUUCCUCAACUGUAUUAAAGAUUGUACCUCAGUUGAUCCAAUUUGGCAAAGUUGUUCGAGCUGGUUUGAAUGUGGAGAUUGCUCCAGACCUGGUUGCAAAUCAACUUAACGUUCGAAAUGGAGCUCUCAUUCUGCUGGUCCCUGGAAACAGUCUUGCAGCAAAGGCUGGGCUACUACCAACUACAAGAGGUUUUGCUGGUAAUAUAAUGCUUGGAGAUAUCAUUGUUGCAGUUGACAACAAAUCUGUUAAAAACAAAGCAGAGCUGUACAAAGUGUGGGAUGACUAUAAUGUGGGGGAUAAAGUAGUCUUGAAAAUUCUGAGAGGUAGUGAGUAUGUGGAGCUACCUGUAGUAUUGGAGGAAAAGAGUUUGUGACAGGUUCUGUUGAUAUUGAGUUUUACAAGAUAUCAUCAUUUCGUUUUGUUCUGUAUACUAGGAAAACAACUGUG
This is a messenger RNA of Quercus lobata, 1615 nucleotides long. RefSeq names its product Trypsin family protein with PDZ domain-containing protein (gene DEG8). Lineage: Eukaryota; Viridiplantae; Streptophyta; Magnoliopsida; Fagales; Fagaceae. Gene Ontology annotation, biological process: proteolysis. Bases 102 to 1541 code for a protein of 479 amino acids. Gene Ontology annotation, molecular function: protein binding; serine-type endopeptidase activity. The transcript has 13 exons. The record is from RefSeq and is a predicted model, not a curated record.